GGGACUCAGGCGCGGUGGCGAUGCGUGCAGGAUGACCCAGGCGUGCCACCGCAAGUGCGUCCCCCCGCACUACAAGGAGUCGGAGCUGUCCAAAGGGGAAUGCGUGUGCCUGGACCGCUGCGUGGCCAAGUACCUGGAGGUGCACGAGCGGAUGGGCAAGAAGCUGACAGAGCUGUCCCUGCAGGACGAGGAGCUGCUCAAGCGAAUGCAGCAGGGCACCGGCAGCGCCUGAGCCCCCACCCCGCACCCCAAUAAACCUGGGGCGUCUGCUGUGCUCCCCUCACCCCCCAAACCCA
Cyanistes caeruleus (blue tit) is the source of this 296-nucleotide messenger RNA. NCBI's taxonomy places the organism in Eukaryota, Metazoa, Chordata, Aves, Passeriformes, Paridae. The record is from RefSeq and is a predicted model, not a curated record.